AGGGCAUCAUGAAACACCUUCUGACGGCUCUGCUUCUCUUCGUCAGCACCGUUGCGGUCGCGUUGUUCGCGACUUCUGGCAGAAAAGAGGAGAGCGUCAUGAUACCCCGUCAUGUCCGAGCCGCGGCAUUGAAGCAGAGGAUGCAAACUCUCUGGGCCGAGAACCUCCCGGACAAGAACGUCUUCGACGACUUUGACAAGGGCUACAAGCAGCCGCCCUACAAGAAGCAGCCGACGGAGAAGAACGUCUUCGAGGACUUUGACAAGGGCUACCAUGCUCCCAAGUACCACUCACUUGCAGAGGAGAAGGAUGAGAACCCGUUCGACAGCCUGCCCGACAAUUACCCUUUCAAUGAAGUUGCAGGAGGGCACGAGUGGCACCACUGGGACGGCGACAGCCCCAUGGACGCGCUGAAGGAGCACAACGUGCUCGACACUGGCAGUGAGGACGAGGCUUACCAGAUAGGAGAGCACAGCCUGGGAAGACCGUUCAGGGAGUACAAGCCGGAGAAGAAUGUGUUGGACGAGGUGUCAGACGACAAGCCCUACGUGUGGGGAAAGACGGACAAAUCCAUCCCCGAGAAGAAUGUCCUUUCGGGUCUGUCACCUGACUCCGGAUACCCUGACGAGUGAACUUGUGUCUCCCCGAUCUCAUAUCUCCUCCUCCUAUUCAUUUCGUCUUCUCGACUUGUUGUCUGCUUCCCACUCUUUCCACCGGAUGCUCCUCUUUGUUUCCUCCGUUGAUUGUACUCUGCUCUGCUGCCC
Molecule: messenger RNA, 764 nt
Organism: Guillardia theta CCMP2712
Lineage: Eukaryota; Cryptophyceae; Pyrenomonadales; Geminigeraceae
Exons: 3
Coding region: 9-632 (207 amino acids)
Source: RefSeq, a predicted model, not a curated record